AAUUUGUGCAAUAAUUCAGCGGAAGAAGAUGACUAAAGCUGUUCUCCUUCAUUCUCUUUUGAUCAUAUUGGCUUUCUCCUGUGUUAGUUUGGUGAAGGCUGAAGACCCUUAUAGGUUCUUCACAUGGGAAGUGACAUAUGGGACUAUUUCCCCACUUGGUUUCCUACAAAGGGGAAUCCUUAUAAAUGGGCAAUUUCCUGGCCCUACUCUUGAUUGGGUGACUAACGAUAAUAUCAUUAUUAAUGUCAUCAAUAAGCUUGAUGAACCUUUUCUUAUUACAUGGAAUGGGAUAAAGCAGAGGAAGUCAUCUUGGCAAGAUGGAGUUCUUGGGACGAAUUGCCCAAUCCCUCCCAACUCAAACUGGACAUACACAAUGCAGAUGAAAGACCAGAUAGGAACUUACAAUUAUUUCCCAUCCACUUUGAUGCAUAGAGCUUCUGGAGGUUUCGGGGGCUUGAAUUUGCACGCCAGAUCCGUCAUUCCAGUUCCUUAUCCCGAACCUGCAGAAGAAUUCACAGUUCUCGUCAGCGAUUGGUGGAAGGCUGAUCACAAGACAUUACAACAGACACUUGAUUCAGGGAAUGCAUUUCCUUUUCCAGAUGCAAUCCUCAUAAACGGGAGUCCUAAAAAUGUAGUAUCCUUUGCUGGGGAGAAAGGACAAAGGUAUUUGUUUAGGGUGUCGAACAUCGGUUUCACAACCUCGAUCAACUUUAGGAUCCAGGGACAUAACAUGACACUUGUUGAGGUUGAAGGUUCCCAUACACUGCAGGAAAAGUACGAAUGGAUUGACGUCCAUGUUGGACAAUCCGUGGCUGUUUUAGUAACCUUAAACAUGGAAUCAAAGGACUAUUUCAUAGUGGCUUCUACACGAUUCACAAAGCCCAUUCUCACAACCACUGCGAUUCUUCACUACAAUGAUUCUACUGUCACUGCUAGUGGACCAUUACCUGUUGCUCCUACUUAUCAACUUCACUUGUCUAUGAAGCAUGCAAGAACAAUUAGAUGGAAUUUGACAGCAAAUGCAGCUAGGCCGAAUCCUCAAGGGUCAUUCCAUUAUGGACAAAUACCAAUAGUGAGAACACUUAUUUUGCAAAACACAGCUGCAAAGGUAGAUGGAAAGACAAGAUAUGCCAUUAAUGGAGUCUCCCAUGUGAAUCCAGCCACUCCUUUGAAACUAGCUGAUUGGUUGAACAUACCCGACGUCUUCACCUUGAACUUGACUAAGAGCACCCCCAUGACUCCUCCUGGACCAGUAAGCCUUGAGCCGUCUGUAAUAGGCCUCAGUCUUCACGACUUUGUGGAAAUUGUCUUCCAGAAUACUGAGAACACAGUUCAGACUUGGCAUCUGGAUGGACAUGAUUUCUGGACAGUGGCAUUUGGAAACGGGCAAUGGAAUACUACCAUGAGAAGAAGAUACAAUCGAGCUGAUGCGACCACCAGAAACACUGUUCAGGUAUACCCAUAUGGUUGGAGUGUAAUAUUGGUGUCACUAGACAAUAAAGGGAUGUGGAAUUUAAGAUCUGCAAACUGGGCUAGACAAUAUCUCGGACAACAAUUGUAUUUUAAGGUUUGGAACGACGAACCCAGCUUGUUCACUGAAUACAACCCACCCGUCAACCAACUAUUUUGCGGUCUUGCUCAUCCUUAAGAUGAAACAAUCAUGUCCUGAUCCUGUCUUUCUGCAUUUGAAAGUUUGUGUUAUUCAUUCAAUCAUGUCUUUUUCUUUGUAGCUCAGUCGCGAUGGUGCGACUGUCAUUACUUGUUUUACAUAAUUAAGAAGAAUCUUAACAAAAAGAAAAGAAGGGUAAUUUGA
This is a messenger RNA of Impatiens glandulifera, 1813 nucleotides long. Its product is annotated as L-ascorbate oxidase homolog. NCBI's taxonomy places the organism in Eukaryota, Viridiplantae, Streptophyta, Magnoliopsida, Ericales, Balsaminaceae. The coding region runs from base 29 to 1648 and encodes 539 amino acids. The transcript has 8 exons. The record is from RefSeq and is a predicted model, not a curated record. Gene Ontology annotation, molecular function: copper ion binding; oxidoreductase activity.